Populus euphratica (Euphrates poplar) is the source of this 1265-nucleotide messenger RNA. Its product is annotated as Polynucleotidyl transferase, ribonuclease H-like superfamily protein. The coding region runs from base 156 to 1175 and encodes 339 amino acids. Gene Ontology annotation, molecular function: nucleic acid binding; 3'-5'-RNA exonuclease activity. The record is from RefSeq and is a predicted model, not a curated record. The transcript has 6 exons. NCBI's taxonomy places the organism in Eukaryota, Viridiplantae, Streptophyta, Magnoliopsida, Malpighiales, Salicaceae.
ACGCAAACCUGAAAAGAAAGGCAACAUCCUGUAUCCUGGAGGACCCCUCAUUACCCUCUGAAAUUUGCCUGCCAAAUCAUCAUCUCGUUAUCCUGACGCCCACAAACCCAAAUCCCUUCCUCUUCGAUUCAAACCUUGACACUCACCAACAAAACAUGUCCUUCCCUAGGAUUCCUCUGUCUAGGGUUCCUUCGUAUCUCCACAACAGCAACAACUGCUUUCACCUUCUCCACCCGCCCUUUAUCCCGGUAUCCAAAACCCCAUCAUUACCCACUUACCAAACUGCUCGUGCAUACACUGAUUUCAAUUCCCAAACACAAACACAGCCCCCUCUUUCACUACCCUCUUUAAUACCUUCUCCUCCUGUUAAUAAUCCCAAUGCCACUCAUAGAUGGAAGCCUAUGUGCUUAUAUCACACACAUGGCAAGUGUACUAAGAUUGAUGACCCUGUUCAUGUAGAGAGGUUUAAUCAUGAUUGCUCUAGGGAUUUUCAAGUCAGUGCUGCUGAUUUUGAACGAAAAAGGCCUCAAGAUUUUGACUUUUUCUUGGUGUUUGAUUUGGAAGGGAAAGUUGAGAUUCUUGAGUUUCCUGUACUGAUAAUCGAUGCAAAAAAUAUGGGUGUUGUCGAUUUGUUUCACAGGUUUGUAAGGCCUACAGCAAUGAGCGAGGAAAGAGUAAAUGAAUAUAUCUACAACAAAUAUGGAAAGUUUGGAGUUGAUCGUGUGUGGCAUGAUACAGCCCUCCCAUUUAAUGAAGUUCUUCAACAAUUUGAAUCAUGGUUGACUCACCAUAAUUUGUGGGAAAAGACUCGUGGUGGGCACCUUAAUCGAGCAGCUUUUGUAACUUGUGGAAAUUGGGAUGUGAAAACACAGGUCCCUCAUCAAUGUUCUGUGUCCAAGUUGAAGCUCCCCCCAUACUUUAUGGAGUGGAUCAACCUGAAAGAUGUCUAUCAAAAUUUUUAUAAUCCAAGAAAUGAGGCCAGAGGAAUGAGGACAAUGAUGUCGCAGCUUAAAAUACCAAUGGUGGGAAGUCACCAUCUUGGUCUUGAUGACACAAAGAAUAUAGCAAGAGUCUUGUUGCGGAUGCUAGCUGAUGGUGCAGUAUUGCCCAUUACCGCCCGGAGGAAGCCUGAGUCACCAGGAAGUGUUAAUUUUCUGUACAAGAAUCGCAUAUAAUGUUGUUGGUUGUAGCUCUGCAACUGUCUUUGUAAACCUUUCUUUGUUCGUCAUGAAGUUGUAAGAGUUGAGUAUUCCUUCAAAACUUAG